Molecule: messenger RNA, 405 nt
Organism: Carlito syrichta (Philippine tarsier)
Lineage: Eukaryota; Metazoa; Chordata; Mammalia; Primates; Tarsiidae
Gene: PTGES3L
Product: prostaglandin E synthase 3 like
Exons: 4
Biological process (GO): protein folding; chaperone-mediated protein complex assembly
Cellular component (GO): nucleus; cytosol
Molecular function (GO): protein-folding chaperone binding; Hsp90 protein binding
Source: RefSeq, a predicted model, not a curated record
AGCCUGAGUCGCCAUGGCACGACAGCCUGCCCGGACCCUGUGGUACGACAGGCCCAAGUAUGUGUUUAUGGAAUUUUGUGUUGAGGACAGCACCGAUGUCCAUGUGCUCAUUGAGGAUCACCGCAUUGUGUUCAGCUGCAAGAAUGCCGAUGGAGUGGAGUUGUACAAUGAGAUUGAGUUCUAUGCCAAAGUGAACUCCAAGGACUCUCAGGAUAAGCGCUCUUCCCGCUCCAUUACUUGCUUUGUGAGGAAAUGGAAGGAGAAGGUGGCCUGGCCCCGGCUAACCAAGGAGGAUAUCAAGGUGAGUGUGUGGGAAGUGGCUUGCUCUUUCUAUCCAUGUACUCAGGUACCCAAGUCAGAGCUGGGAUCAUCCUUGUCUUCUUUCCAGCCAACGUUCAAUAACUC